AUGAAGUUCUUCGCGACUCUCCUGUUUGCUGCCGCUGGCGUCUCCGCCGCUGGCUCUGCUACCGCGCCAAGCUCCCCAGGCUCGACCUGUCUGGCCGACUACAUCCUCGAGGACUGCCUCGGCUCAACAACAAAGACUGCCAACUCAUGCCAGCCCACUGACUACGACUGUCUCUGCGCCGCUUACCAGGCCGUCUUGACCUGCUACAACAACUGCCCCAACGACAUCCGCGCCCCCUCGGUCCAGCAGCAGGUCGACUCCUACUGCCGCACCGCCUCCCUCCUCAACCCCAAGACCACCACCACCAAGGCCAAGCCGUCCCAGUCCCAGGAGUCGUCCAGCUCCGAGGAGACGUCCGCCUCCAGCCCCGGCAGCAACGACGAGGCCUCUGCCACCGGCUCUGGUCCUUCCCAGACGUCUGGCUCUUCUCGCACGAGCUCCACCAGCCCUACUGCUGCCAGCACGAGCACCAACGCCGCCGCUACCAUGAUGGGAGGCGUUGCCGGCAUCGUCAUGGCUGUCGCCGGUGCCGCUGUUGCCAUGACUGAAUGA
This is a messenger RNA of Trichoderma citrinoviride, 552 nucleotides long. RefSeq lists its product as hypothetical. Bases 1 to 552 code for a protein of 183 amino acids. The record is from RefSeq and is a predicted model, not a curated record. Lineage: Eukaryota; Fungi; Ascomycota; Sordariomycetes; Hypocreales; Hypocreaceae. The transcript is spliced from 4 exons.